AUGGAAUUUAUAGAGCCAUUGAACGCUCACCAUCGCCUGACCGCCCACCGCCACCCAAGCGUCCGCCGCCGCCUAAGCGCCCGCUACCGCCUAAGCGUUCACUGCCCUCUUCACCGUUCAAAAGCACACCGUCGCCCAAACCUCCAAAAACCCAAAGGGCUUUCGCCUAUCGUUCAGAUGAAAAGACCUCUUCAGCGCUACCAUGGCGAUGGCGAUGACGAUGACGAUGGUCGUAUUUACCAGGGCCCUAAGCAGUUUUCGAGGCCCUCUUCCAAAAAUAAAAAGAAAAAGAAGAUUGACACAAUGGCACGCUUUUUUGACAGAGCAGGAUAG
Orbilia oligospora ATCC 24927 is the source of this 333-nucleotide messenger RNA. RefSeq lists its product as uncharacterized. The record is from RefSeq and is a predicted model, not a curated record. The transcript has a single exon. Bases 1 to 333 code for a protein of 110 amino acids. Lineage: Eukaryota; Fungi; Ascomycota; Orbiliomycetes; Orbiliales; Orbiliaceae.